Molecule: messenger RNA, 378 nt
Organism: Aureobasidium musti
Lineage: Eukaryota; Fungi; Ascomycota; Dothideomycetes; Dothideales; Saccotheciaceae
Source: the annotation of a GenBank genome assembly
AUGUUUGCUUGGAGCCACUUGCUAGUUUUGGCAGAAUUCAGUGCUAACCACGUCUUAGAUCUGCAUCUCGAGACAGCUACUGUCCGCGAAAGUUUGCGAUUCAGUGCCAUGCUCAGACAACCAAAAUCGGUAUCCAAGCAGGAAAAGUACGAUUACGUCGAAGAAGUUAUCAAGAUGCUCGACAUGGAAGACUUCGCCGAGGCGGUCGUUGGUGUCCCUGGUGAAGGUUUGAACGUUGAACAGCGCAAGCUUCUGACUAUCGGUGUUGAACUUGCUGCUAAACCUAAGCUACGUGAGUAUUUCUUUCUUGGUGAAUUUUGGAACAGUGCUGAUAUCCAACCAAAGUCCUCUUCCUCGACGAGCCUACCAGGUGAGUAA